UCCAUGCAUGUCAUUCACUAGUGUACCAAAUAUGUCUACAAGCGUUACUACCGGUACCACCUUUCUUCUUCUUUUUCUCUUAGCCAUGGCUACUGCCACCACUGGCUCACAUUUAGAACAAGUUACGGAGGUGGUUCAAAUGGCUAGGACCAUGGUGGUGCAAUCUAGGAACUUGGCUAAGGCUUCGAUGAGCUUGUAUGGGUUGCACAAUACUAUGCAUUAUCAUGGUAUGGGUUUGGCUGAUUGUAUUAAGUUGUAUGAUGAAAGUGAGUCUAGGCUCUCGGUUUUGCUAUCCUCUCGAGGGUAUACUGUCGAUGAUGCUCGGACGUGGUUGAGCGGCGUGCUUGCGAACCAUCGGAGUUGUUCGGAAGGGUUGGGACAGAAGGAUUUUGGGAUUCAAGAACAUGGACAGGGUCGAAAUUUGACGAGUUUGGUUAGUGCAGCUUUGGCAUUGUAUACAAUGCAUGGGAAGGAAGCUGUUGUUGAGCAAGAGCUAAUGCAUAGACCACGACUCGGUGGGAAACUUUUAACAUCAUGGAACCCAACAACUUCAAAGGCUGAUUUUGUCGUGUCAAAAGAUGGCUCCGGCACUCACAAAACGAUCAAUGAUGCGGUGGCCGCCGUUGCUAGGAUAGGUAACAACCGUCGUCCAAGGGUAAUCAUUUAUGUGAAAGCAGGGGUGUAUAAUGAGAAAGUAGACAUUGACAAGAACCUUAAAAACAUAAUGUUGGUCGGCGAUGGAAUGGACAAAACAAUCGUAACUGGUAACCGAAAUGUUCCGGAUGGUUCCACUACUUAUGGCUCCGCAACAUUCGGUGUUUCCGGGGAUGGUUUUUGGGCACGGGACGUGACAUUUGUGAACACUGCCGGUCCGCAUAAACAUCAAGCUGUGGCAUUAAGGGUAAGUUCGGACCAUUCUGUGUUCUACCGCUGUAGCAUCAAGGGUUACCAAGACAGUCUCUUCCUCCACUCGCUGCGACAAUUUUACCGAGACUGUCACAUACACGGCACAAUCGAUUACAUAUUUGGUGACGCCUCGGCCGUGUUGCAAAACUGCGACAUCUUUGUCAAAAGACCGAUGGACCAUCAAUCCAACAUGGUAACGGCACAAGGGAGAGACGAUCCCAACGAGAACACAGGGAUUUCAAUUAUGGAAUCCCGAGUGAGGCCAGCACCCGAUUUCGAUUCGGUCAAGCAUUUGUUCAAGAGUUACUUAGGUAGGCCAUGGAAGAAGUAUUCAAGGACGGUGUUCAUGAAGACGGACCUUGACGGUUUGAUCGACCCCAAGGGAUGGAAUGAAUGGAGCGGCAGCUUUGCGUUGUCAACGUUGUAUUAUGCGGAGUAUAGGAACACAGGGAAUGGUGCUUCGAUCGGGAAUCGAGUGAAGUGGCCCGGUUUUCAUGUCUUCAACCGGGCCGAAGAGGCUAACCCUUUUACGGUAAAUAGGUUCAUACAAGGAGAGUUAUGGAUUCCGGAGACUGGUGUGCCUUUUAAUUCAAGGCUUUAAUUUAAUGGUUUCUUAUUGUAAUUGUUAAUGUUUUUGUGAUGUGAUAAUAAUGGCUUUAACAGUUUUAAUCUAAAAAUUAUAGCUAAAAUAUUUUAUGGGUUA
Molecule: messenger RNA, 1609 nt
Organism: Gossypium raimondii (Peruvian cotton)
Lineage: Eukaryota; Viridiplantae; Streptophyta; Magnoliopsida; Malvales; Malvaceae
Product: probable pectinesterase/pectinesterase inhibitor 36
Exons: 3
Coding region: 8-1507 (499 amino acids)
Biological process (GO): cell wall modification
Molecular function (GO): pectinesterase activity; pectinesterase inhibitor activity
Source: RefSeq, a predicted model, not a curated record